Homarus americanus (American lobster) is the source of this 612-nucleotide messenger RNA. RefSeq lists its product as uncharacterized. The record is from RefSeq and is a predicted model, not a curated record. NCBI's taxonomy places the organism in Eukaryota, Metazoa, Arthropoda, Malacostraca, Decapoda, Nephropidae. The transcript has a single exon. The coding region runs from base 1 to 612 and encodes 203 amino acids.
AUGUCUCCAGAUCCCCAUCAAGACACCACAUCCUCAGUCCACAUCAGACUCACACGUCCUCCCAGUCCACACACAUCAAGACACCUAAUGCUCGCAGGUCUACAUCAAGACACCCAUGAAUGUGUCCCUCCAGGUCCACAUCAAAACACCCACACGUCCCCAGGUCCACAUCAAGACACCCACACGUCUUCCGUGUGUCCACAUCAAAACACCACACGUCCUCAGGCCCCUGCUGAUCAAGACACCCACACGUCUUCCAGGUCCCCAUCACAUCUACAACGUCCCUCAGGUCCCCAUCAAGACACCCACACGUCCCAGGUCCACAUCACACACCCACACGUCCCUCCAGUGUGUCCCCCAUCACAUUUGUUAACGUCCCUCAGUAACCCCAUCAAGACAUCUACAAUUGUAACCCUUGCACGUAUGUCUCUGCACGUCCCCCUCCAGGUCCACAUCAAGACACCUACACGUCUCCAGGCCCACAUCAAGCACACCCGCACACGUCUCCAGGUCCACAUCAAGACACCCACACGUCCUCCAGGCCCAUCACACAACGCACACGUCCCCAGGCUCCAUCAAGACGCCCACACGCCCUGUCGACUCACCCAAUAA